GCUGGGAAAGGAAAUUACGUCACAGGGAGCUUGUGACCGCCACACGGAGAGUGACGGCGCUCCCAGCACCGCUUCUAAGCGCGCCUAGAAAACCCCGAGAGCCGUCGCCGCCAUGGAUUACGGGGAAGAAAUCGACCGGGACUAUGGGCAUGGUGCCUAUAGUGUCCCAAGAGUUAUGGACUCUUAUAUGAAUCAGUCAUAUGGAAUGGAAAGCCAUGGAGGCGGCAGUGGUGGUGGUGGAGGAGGUUCCAGGUUUGGACCUUAUGAGUCUUACGACUCCGGGUCUUCUCUGGGUGGGCGAGAUCUGUACAGAUCUGGCUAUGGUUAUAAUGAACCCGAACAAAGCCGCUUCGGAGGUAGUUAUGGUGGUCGAUUUGACAGCAACUACCGGAAUAGCCUUGACUCUUUCGGAGGUAGAAACCAGGGCGGGUCUAGCUGGGAAGCACCUUACUCACGCUCAAAAUUGAGGCCUGGGUUUAUGGAGGACAGAGGAAGAGAGACUUACUCUUCCUACAGCAGUUUUUCUUCACCCCAUGUGAAGCCUGCACCUGUAGGCUCUCGGGGGAGAGGAACGCCUGCUUAUCCUGACAGUGGAUUUGGAAGCAGAAACUAUGAUGCUUUUGGAGGACCAUCAACAGGCAGAGGCCGUGGCCGAGGAUAUAUGGGAGACUUUGGAGGCAUGCAUAGACCUGGAAUUGUGGUAGACUAUCAUAACAAACCCAGUUCUGCAGCAGUAGCUGCACGAGGAAUAAAGAGAAAAAUGAUACAGCAGCCGUAUAAUAAACCAGGUGGGACAUUUAUCAAGAAACCCAAACUGACAAAACCUAAUGUGAAGAUGAACCAAAACAAACCUAGCGUCAAGCCAGAAGUGAAAAAUGAAGAGGAAGAAAAACGUCGAAUUGAGGCAAGAAGAGAGAAGCAAAGGCGUCGGAGAGAGAAAAAUAGUGAAAAGUAUGGUGAUGGUUACAGAAUGGCAUUCACCUGCUCCUUCUGUAAAUUUCGAACAUUUGAAGAGAAAGACAUUGAAGCUCAUCUUGAAAGCGUUGUUCACCAGGACACUUUGGAUCACAUUCAGAAACAGACCAAAUUUGACAAAGUUGUGAUGGAGUUUCUGCAUGAGUGCAUGGUGAAUAAAUUUAAGAAGACUGCUAUGCGUAAACAGCAGACUACAAGCCAAAUGGAAGCUGCUCAGAUUACUGAAAAAGAUGUAAUGGAAGGUGUUACGGCUGAUGAUCAUAUGAUGAAAGUUGAGACUGUCCUGUGCUCUGCAUGCAGCGUCUAUGUUCCCGCACUCCACAGUUCUGUUCAGCAGCAUUUAAAGUCUCCAGAGCAUGGAAAAGGAAAACAGACUUACAAAGAACAAAUCAAAAGAGAGAGUGUUCUAACUGCUACCAGUAUUUUGAAUAACCCCAUAGUGAAGGCACGGUAUGAACGUUAUGUCAAGGGUGAAAAUCCAUUCGAAGUCAUUGAUCAGAGUGCAGAGCAGCAAGGAGAGGAAGAAGAAGACAAGGCAAAUGAACCCGCAGAGGAGGAGGAGGAAGAUGAGGAGGGAGAAGGGGGGGAAGAAGACGAUGAAGAAGUGGAAGCAGAAGAACAGACUGACUUCACUCUUGACCAAACAGAGGACAGUUAAAUGCAAAACAUUUCGCACAAGCCGAGGAAAGUCCUACUUUUACUUUUCUGUUCAUGCGGCUAAAUGUAAAAUUUCUUAACAAUUAAAGCAAGACUGUUGUUAUCCUCGGCCCUCUGCAUGUACUUCGUUUGAAGAAGUCGUUCUGUAAUCUACUUCCACUUUGGCUUAAAAAUGGAAGUAAACCCAUUUUUAGUAGAACCUUUCUAAGUGAUCUUGCUGUUAGAACUUACUAUAUAUUGUCUAUCUUGUGAAGAUUGGGGUUUUUGUUUGUUUCUUGACAUUGAUUUGUAUACAAAUAAAAAGUAGAAAGUUUAAAUCAUUUCAUCACAAAGCGUUUUAACUAAAUAUAGCGUAAAUAGUUCUAGAAGCCUAAAUAUAGAAUUAUGUUGUGAGUGUGCCUGUCUCCUGGACUGCAUCCACUCAUUGUAAAGUACAUAUUAUGACUUGUAGUUUUUUUGUGUGUGUGUGGUGAAAUGUACUCGUUUGUACCAAUAAAACAUUUUAGAAACCA
This is a messenger RNA of Protobothrops mucrosquamatus (brown spotted pit viper), 2144 nucleotides long. RefSeq names its product zinc finger protein 326 (gene ZNF326). The transcript has 10 exons. The record is from RefSeq and is a predicted model, not a curated record. Gene Ontology annotation, molecular function: DNA binding. Gene Ontology annotation, cellular component: DBIRD complex; nucleus. Lineage: Eukaryota; Metazoa; Chordata; Lepidosauria; Squamata; Viperidae. Gene Ontology annotation, biological process: regulation of DNA-templated transcription elongation. Bases 113 to 1633 code for a protein of 506 amino acids.